UCAAAUUGGCAUCCAUUAUCAGUCUCUGAUCAGUUUUUCAGGUAAAGAAUAAGGAGUAUUGAAUUGGUAAAAAACAGUACAAUAUUUUUAAAAGGCAUUUUGUGGAACUAAAGAACACAUUAACAUCAAAUUAAUAUAUAGUCAGGAUGUCAGAGCAACCAGAGUUAUCAGAGUUCCCUAAUUUGAAGGGUGUGGUACCAGACAUAAGCUUAGAUGAUCUUGAUGACCUCCUUGGGAAGCUUACUGCUGAAGAAUUAGAGGAAUUAAAUGGAGAUUUUGACCCUGAUAAUUCACUGUUACCCCCAUCUGAAAGAAUGAAGAACCAGACAGACAAAACUGCUACCGGUCCCUUCAGCAGGCAGAAAUUACUCAAGUGGCUCGAGGAAAAGGCUAAAAAUGAAAAGGACUGGGAACUGAUUAAACCAUAUGUUGGAGAAAAAAAGGGAAAAGCAUUUAAACCUAAGCAAGAACCAAAGAAAAAGAUGACAGAAGAUGAAGCUAAAGAAGACACAGAAUGGGAUGACCUGUUAAAGGAAGCUUCUGAAGAGGAAUUGGUAGAUUUGGCAGCUGUCCUGGGUUUUCACAGUAUGUUAACACAACAACAGUAUUAUGCUUCAUUAGAAACAGAAGAAAUCUCAGGACAGUUCGGUGGAUUUAAAGGUGUAGCCAAGGCACAGGAACUGAAACUGAUGCCAAAUGAACCAGAAAACAAAACAGAUGUCGUAGAGGCUUUACAGAAGCUGAAAGAUAACGAUUCUAGUCUUAAACACCUUAAUCUUAAUAAUAUUAAGAAUAUAUCCCUAGAAAGAUUAUGUGAAGUAUGUGAUGCUCUGAAAACAAACACACAGUUAGAGACGUUAGAAAUUGCUAGUACAGCAGCUACAGAUAAAGUUGCUAAGACUUUAGCUAAAGCCUUAGUAGACAACAAAACAUUAAAGAAUCUAAAUAUAGAAUCUAAUUUUAUAUCUGGUGAAGCUAUACUGGAAAUAAUGAAGGCAAUUAAUAAAAAUAUGACAGUUAUAGAAUUCAGAAUUACUAAUCAGAAACCAGAAGUCCUAGGAAAUAAAGUAGAAAUGCAGCUAACUAAAUUAGUAGAAGAAAAUCCUACAAUAUUACGGUUUGGUAUUGCCUGUGAAUUUCCUGAUGCUAGGGUGAGAAUUCAUGAAAAAAUACAAGUAAAUAACGAUGAAUUGAGGAAGAAAAGAGUUGGAAAGUCAUAGUGUCACAUGUUUUUACAAACUUUAGUGUUUUUAUUAUAAAUGUACGUCCAAGCCUUAGGCUCAUGGUACACAUCAUCAUCACAGCUAUGCCUAGGAAUUUGUUCAACACUCAAUUGCCUGCUAUCAUUGUCUCGGCUAUAUGUAGACAUUCAUUUAAAUUAAGAAUAGUUGCAAUAUUUCUCCAUUAUUUUCCAGACCGUAGUGUAUUAUAAUGUUGAUUGGUAUCCCAGCUGUAGGACUUGGCAUAGGGGAACUAUACUUAUUUCCAAAAAUGCAAAAAGAUAGAAAACAAAACAGCUGCAGAUAUUUUCUUAUAUGUGAAAUUUUGGUAGAUGUUGAAAAUUUUAUAUGUAUUCAAAAUGUUUAUAAGUAAUGCUUACAUUAUUGAGAAAAAGACUUGUUUAUACUUGUACUUGAGACAGUCACAUAAAAUUUUCAUGUAAAAUAGUCCUAUGAGUAAAUGGGAGCAACAUUGACAAGAUUAAUACAUUAUGGCCUUUAUAAACAUGUUUCAUUUAGUGUUCUUUGAUGCCAGUCGUUUUAUAUACUACCAACAUUUUUGUAUAAUUUAGUUUGUGCUAAAGAUAUUAUAUAUCCACCUUGCCAUCGGCAAAUAUACCUCACUAAAAGACCAUUCUAACGUGAUGAUAUGUUUCUUGGCCACUUUAUUUGUCAGUCCCAAAAAAAAGCAAGAUUAUUUUGUUGAAUUGUAUUAUUUUUGUUGUUUUUAUUUAUAAAAAUUAUGGAUAUGUUAGAUGAAAAGCAUGGAUUGCUGAACCAUUAUCACCUGUAUUAGCAUAAAUAAAGUUUGUAUUUUGAUGCAAAUCCAGAAACUUUUCUGCAAAGGGACUUUGGUCUAAGGAAUUGGAAUAUUCUGCAUCACAUAGGAAAAAUGAGAAAACAAUAAUGAAAUAUUAACUCCCACCCAAAAAAAAAGUUACAGUGCACAAAAAGCAGAUUAUACCUUAGAUAGUUAAGAUAUUUUUAUAUACACUUAUUUUGCUGGCAACAAAACUAACAGAAAAGCUUAAAUAGAGGCUGUAUGUACAACAUUUCAUGUUUAUUUAUAUCUUUGAGUUAUGGGCAUCAGUGCUGAGUGUUAUUACACUUGUUAAAGCAAUGUUUCAGAGUAAGAACAGUUUUAAUAUAAUAUAUAAAAGUAAUAUUUUGCAAUAAGCUUGUUAUUUAUGCUACUGCUGAAUUAUUAUUUUGUAUUGCAACAUUGCUGUUGUAGAUAUUUAUAUUAAGUGAAUGUAACAGUAUAAAUAUUAAUGUAUUCCAAAUUUCAAAUAAUUUAUAUUAAGCAGAAUUGGAAAAUUGUCUCUCACAGGUUGUACUCUGUGUUUGUAUUUCAAUUCACCAUUUUAUAAUCUAAUGUUUUUCAAAAAGGAUUUGAUUGGUCAUGUUUAAUACUGUUUUGAACAACCAAUAGUAUUAUUUUAAUUCAUUUUGGAGUAAAAAAAAUCCAAUUACCCAUAAUCCUAAAGAUUCUAAAAAUGGAGAAUUGUAUAAAUUAUUAGUUGCAGUGCUUAUAAAUUUAGAUAUAUUUUCGAUAUAAGCUUUCAAUUUUAUUUAAUUAAUUGGAUAUUUAUGAUGAAAUGUUGACUGUAUGAUGGUAAAUCUGCAUUGUAAAAUACAUGGUUAUUUUUUGUUAAUUAAUUUACUAGAUAACAGUGUGAUAUCAUCAUGGUUGUAUAACUAUUAUUUCAUGUGCUGUUCCACAAGUGCUUGUUUUUGGGACUAUUUGGUGGAAGGCACUUUAAUUGGUGUAGAUCAAGAUUUUGUUGUAGGGGAGAUUUCCACCUAGAAAUGGAGCAUUCAGUCUAAUUUUUGUUGCUUUUUAAUGGAUUUAAAAAAUAUAUAUAAAAGGGGGUUCCAAACCGUGGAACUCUCCUUGACCAGCCAAUGCCAAUUGUAAAUGAGGCAGAAUAUCUUGCUGAAGAAAUGUGAUAAGAAGAAGAGUGUCCUCUGAUCUUCUUAUGAAUCUAUUUUGUAAAGGCAUUUAGUAAUUGUGUAUUGUCAGGUUUUAUUUUCUAGUCUAGUCUUCAAAUUUUAUGAGUUACCAACAUAGCACAUUUGUUUCCCAUUUAAUGCAAGAAAUUGAAAAUUGUAUCCUUCAUGAUAAAAUGUAUUUGCCACCACUGAAUAAACUAAAAAGUGGACACAGAGAAAUGUCGUGCAUGCCUACUAAUGGUAUAUUGAAAAUUAAUGUUUAUUGGUACGAAAGCCAAUUUGUGCAUUGCUUGCUUUUUAUAUAAAAAGUAGAUACACAAUAUUAUAUGCUAUACUAUAUUCUAAUUCUUGGAUCGGAAAUACAAGUAUGCUUAGCUUAUACUGAAUAUACUUGCUAUGAAAAUGUAUAUGACAUGAAUCUCUUUUUUACAAGAUGUAAAUGCUGAUAGAUGUUGUCAAAUAUGUUAUUUGUACUAUCAGAUAUGCUAAAAUAUCCUGUUUUUGUUGUUUGUCAUUUUUUAAUUGUUUGUAAAGUAAGUUUUGUGAGAAAAAAAAUUAAUAGGUAUUUUAAUCACAAAGUUCUAUGACAAUCUAACCUUUACUGCAUUGAUUGUCUAUGCACUGUGCAGCUUGAAAUAUCUAUAAAUAUUAUAUAGAUAACAGAGAAAAUGGUAAAAAGACAGAGAGUAAAUGAUAAAUUUGUUUUUGGUGUUAAAUUAAUCUUGAUUUAAAUUAGGCUAUAAAAACUAAGUAAUAUCAAAAAUAAUUUAAUUUUUCAUUAAAGGACUUGUUUUAAAAGUUAGCAAUAGUACAAGUAAUGUCAGUUUUCAUUAAACUACUUCAAUGCUGAAUUUAUUUUUCCUUAGAGGAAUAAGAGAAAUCUACAUUCAGGUGACAAUAACCUGACAUACAGUCUCAAAAGAGUAAAGACAAAGUUAUUAUUCAUGUAUAAGGUGUAUUUAUUAUUUUUCCAUGUUUCAUUUUAUAUUAUGUCAUAUUUGAACAUAUUUAAUUGAUUUUAUUUUAGUUGAGGAAUGUUUUAGAUUUUUUAUCUAUAAUAUAAUUUAGUUAAAUCCCUAGAAAAAUAAAAGUUAAAAAGAACUA
Molecule: messenger RNA, 4277 nt
Organism: Mytilus californianus (California mussel)
Lineage: Eukaryota; Metazoa; Mollusca; Bivalvia; Mytilida; Mytilidae
Product: tropomodulin-2-like
Exons: 12
Coding region: 147-1220 (357 amino acids)
Biological process (GO): pointed-end actin filament capping; myofibril assembly
Cellular component (GO): myofibril
Molecular function (GO): tropomyosin binding
Source: RefSeq, a predicted model, not a curated record